AUGAACGGCUACACUGUUGCAACUAAUACUUUGCUCAUGCCCAACGUCCCGGCUAUCUUCUUCCAAAACCCUACAGUUAUCAGCACCAUUCGCCAGCACUUUGAAUCGUUUGGCGAUUUGUAUACCUUUGUCGUCAUUAAGGGAUUCCGCCGACUCAUGAUUGUCUACAAUGAGACCACCAGUGCUGUAAAGGCUCGCGACUUUUUGGAUAGGCGGAUGCUUUCUUGGACCACCGUUGACCAUAGUGUUGUGGAGGACUUGUCACUUGAUUACAUUUCGAGCAUGGGUUGCCAAGCGCAACAACAACAACAACAACAGCCACCCUCAUCACCGUUGCCAGGACGACGUUAUGAGGAUAUGAUUGUUCGGCUAUACUUUGGACAACAUAAUCCAAUCAAUCCCGAUCCGCGAUUGUUCCAGCUUCAGGUGCCACAAAGCGAAAAGAACUUUCUGAUCUCACCUCCAGGAUCGCCCUUUGCAGAUUGGAAACAGAAAACUGAAUCACCACCCAACACAGCUGUGCUUGCUUCGGACCUGACUUUUCAUCAUCAUUCGGAUGUUGUAGAUGAUGAUUUGGAAAACUUCCGCCUCGAAAGCCCCAUGUCCAGUGACGAUGAAAUGGAAGAUGUCAAUGCUACCACAACCCCCACUACACCCGGCAAACGAUCUUCGUUGAUGGUGAUUGGAUGUUCAGGCGAUGCUGAUAACCAAGUUCCUAUGAUCACAGUACAAGAUUGGGAUGGUGAUGCUGUAACUACAAGCACCGGAUCCAUGCUUCAAGGUACAACAACAUCAAGGCCACCUGCUAGUGCAUUUCCCAAAGCCAAAGUCGUACCCACUGCUCGACCGCCUGUCAAGAUAUAA
Lichtheimia ornata is the source of this 864-nucleotide messenger RNA. RefSeq lists its product as uncharacterized. Gene Ontology annotation, biological process: calcium-mediated signaling. The record is from RefSeq and is a predicted model, not a curated record. Gene Ontology annotation, cellular component: cytoplasm; nucleus. Lineage: Eukaryota; Fungi; Mucoromycota; Mucoromycetes; Mucorales; Lichtheimiaceae. The transcript has 2 exons. Gene Ontology annotation, molecular function: calcium-dependent protein serine/threonine phosphatase regulator activity; nucleic acid binding. Bases 1 to 864 code for a protein of 287 amino acids.